CACCCAUGCAUGGCCCCUUUUUUCGGGCACAACCGCUGCAACCUUCAACACUUCCAAGAAUCGAAUACGAUCCGCUUCUGAUGCCGGAUAUCUCGUCGUUAUCGCAGCGGCGGGUGAUGACGACAUUGACGGCGAGCGUGAAAAUGCCAAAGUCCAAAGAUCGUGUCCGUAUAGAAUUGGAUAGAGAGGACACUGUUGGGAAGCUGAAGGAGAAGAUUGCGGCGCACGAAGACAUGCAAGGUGUGCCUGUGGAUAGGAUCGCGCUGCAGUUGCAUUCAAUGCGCCAGGAAUUGAACGACCACGUGGCUCUGCAAGAUUAUUCAGUCAUAGACAAUCCUGAGAUUGAUGUGUUCUUGAAGCCGGCUCUUCCUGCGGCCGGCCGCGGAAGAACGCAGUCUGGGAAGCUGAAAGUGAAGGUGUUGCCGAUGCUAACAAAUGAAAGGAUCGAGAUAGAGGUGUUUCCUCUGGACACGGUGUCCGUGUUGAAACCGAAGCUGGAAGAGUUGCAGCGGAGGCUACGGUUCCGUCUUCCGGAAGGUAACGGUUAUUUUUUCAUUCACAGACAACAAGAUAUGCAUGAAGACAAAUCAUUUCAUUGGCACGGAGUUAGAGAUGGUGAUACCAUUGAAACUUUUGAUGGAUUCAUUAUAACAAACUCAUCAUCUUAAUUCCUUCUGUUUAAUUCUUUUAUAAUAACCAGAGUAAAUACAACCAGCGGAU
Vigna umbellata (rice bean) is the source of this 720-nucleotide messenger RNA. RefSeq names its product ubiquitin domain-containing protein 7SL RNA1-like. Gene Ontology annotation, cellular component: cytosol; nucleoplasm. Lineage: Eukaryota; Viridiplantae; Streptophyta; Magnoliopsida; Fabales; Fabaceae. The record is from RefSeq and is a predicted model, not a curated record. Gene Ontology annotation, biological process: proteasome-mediated ubiquitin-dependent protein catabolic process. Gene Ontology annotation, molecular function: ubiquitin binding; polyubiquitin modification-dependent protein binding; proteasome binding.